Messenger RNA from Cucumis sativus (cucumber), 5393 nucleotides. RefSeq names its product myosin-15. NCBI's taxonomy places the organism in Eukaryota, Viridiplantae, Streptophyta, Magnoliopsida, Cucurbitales, Cucurbitaceae. Bases 231 to 4778 code for a protein of 1515 amino acids. The record is from RefSeq and is a predicted model, not a curated record. Gene Ontology annotation, cellular component: vesicle; myosin complex; cytoplasm. Gene Ontology annotation, biological process: actin filament organization; vesicle transport along actin filament. The transcript is spliced from 38 exons. Gene Ontology annotation, molecular function: actin filament binding; ATP binding; microfilament motor activity.
GGUUUAUUAACAUUGUUUGUUUUGUUUUGAGAAACUCAAGUGUACACCUGUUAGAGCGGGAACCCAAAAGUUUCUCCAAAAACAAUGCCUCUGCAAGUCCAUUUCUUCUCUGCCUCUGUCUCUGUCUUGUCCAUUCUCUGUUCUUAGGGUUUCAAUUUCAGUUUUCCUUUGUUUCAAACCUGUUGAUUUUGCUUUCUUUCUGCUCACGGUUUCGCUUUAGCUGACCCAAAAUGAGCCUACGCAAGGGCUCUAAGGUUUGGGUGGAGGAUAGAGAUUUUGCUUGGGUGGCGGCUGAAGUCCUCGACUUCGUUGCUAAACAAGUUCGAGUUUCAACUGCUACUGGAAAGAAGGUGUUGGCUCUUCCUGAGAAGCUGUUGCCGAGGGAUGCGGAUGAGGAUGAUCAUGGUGGAGUGGAUGAUAUGACCAAGUUGACCUAUUUGAAUGAGCCUGGAGUGCUUUAUAAUCUUCAAAGAAGAUAUUCUCUUAAUGACAUAUAUACAUACACUGGUAGCAUUUUGAUUGCUGUUAAUCCAUUCACAAAGCUUCCCCAUCUAUACAAUGUUCACAUGAUGGAGCAGUACAAGGGAGCACCUUUUGGGGAACUGAGCCCUCAUGUUUUUGCCGUUGCUGAUGCAUCAUAUAGAGCAAUGAUUAGUGAGGGGCGAAGCCAGUCUAUAUUGGUCAGUGGAGAGAGUGGGGCAGGGAAAACUGAGACAACAAAAUUGAUUAUGCAAUAUCUUACAUUUGUUGGAGGUCGAGCGUCAGGUGAUAACAGAACUGUUGAACAACAAGUUCUUGAAUCAAAUCCUUUACUGGAAGCAUUUGGUAAUGCAAGGACUGUUAGAAAUGAUAAUUCAAGUCGUUUUGGAAAGUUUGUUGAAAUUCAAUUUGACACCAACGGUAGAAUAUCGGGUGCUGCAAUUAGAACUUACCUUCUAGAACGUUCUCGUGUUGUACAAAUUACGAACCCUGAGAGGAACUAUCAUUGUUUUUAUCAGUUAUGUGCUUCAGGAAGGGAUGCCGAGAAGUACAAGUUAGAUCACCCAAGUCAUUUUCGAUACUUAAAUCAAAGCAAGACCUAUGAAUUAGAUGGAGUGAGCAAUGCUGAAGAGUAUAUUAGGACAAGGAGAGCGAUGGACAUAGUUGGUAUCAGUCAUGAGGAUCAGGAAGCUAUCUUUCGUACCUUGGCUGCGAUUUUGCAUUUGGGGAACGUUGAGUUUUCUCCUGGAAAAGAAUACGACUCUUCGGUCUUGAAGGAUGAAAAAUCUUCCUUUCAUCUAGGGGUGGCUUCUAAUCUUCUCAUGUGUGAUUCCAACCUCUUGGUCUUGGCCCUUUGUACUCGCUCAAUUCAAACUCGUGAAGGAAUUAUUGUUAAAGCGCUAGACUGUGAAGGUGCUGUUGCUAGUCGGGAUGCAUUGGCAAAGACUGUUUAUUCUCGUCUGUUUGAUUGGCUUGUUGAUAAGAUUAACCAGUCUGUCGGGCAAGAUUUGAAUUCUCAAUUUCAAAUUGGUUUACUGGACAUUUACGGUUUUGAGUGUUUUAAGGACAAUAGUUUUGAGCAGUUUUGCAUCAAUUUUGCAAAUGAAAAGCUUCAGCAACAUUUUAAUGAGCAUGUCUUUAAGAUGGAACAGGAAGAGUAUAGCAAAGAGGAAAUAAAUUGGAGCUACAUUGAAUUUAUCGACAAUCAGGAUGUGUUGGAUUUGAUUGAGAAGAAACCUAUUGGGAUCAUUGGUUUGCUGGAUGAGGCUUGUAUGUUCCCAAGAUCAACUCAUGAAACAUUCUCAACCAAAUUGUUUCAGAAUUUUCGUACUCAUCCGAGGUUGGAAAGAACAAAAUUUUCAGAAACAGAUUUCACCCUUUCCCAUUAUGCUGGAAAGGUCACUUAUCAUACAGAUACAUUUUUAGAUAAAAAUCGUGAUUAUGUUGUGGUAGAACAUUGCAAUUUAUUGGCUUCUUCUAGAUGCAAUUUUGUUGCUGGCCUUUUCUCUUCCUUACCAGAGGAAUCCUCAAGAUCAUCGUAUAAAUUUUCUUCUGUGGCCUCAAGAUUUAAGCAACAACUUCAAGCACUGAUGGAGACACUGAAUUCUACCGAGCCCCAUUAUGUGCGCUGUGUGAAGCCAAACUCUCUUAAUAGGCCCCAGAAGUUCGAGAAUCUAAGCAUUCUGCAUCAAUUACGCUGUGGGGGUGUUUUGGAGGCUGUUCGAAUAAGUCUAGCAGGUUAUCCCACUAGAAGAACUUAUGCCGAGUUUAUUGAUCGUUUUGGAUUGUUGGCACCUGAAUUAGUAGAUGGAAGCUACGAUGAAAGAUUGAUUACAGAAAAGAUUCUAGAAAAGCUGAAGCUAAAAAAUUUUCAGUUGGGUAGGACCAAAGUCUUUCUUAGGGCUGGUCAAAUUGGAAUACUGGAUGCUCGAAGAGCUGAAGUAUUAGACAAUGCUGCAAAGUGCAUUCAACGCCGAUUACGGACAUAUCAUGCGCGCAAGGAUUUUCUAUUGAUGCGUUCUACUGCGAUUGCACUUCAAGCAUAUUGCAGAGGAUGCCUUGCCCGAAAGUUUUAUGUAGCAAAACGAGAAAGCAAUGCUGCCACCACAAUACAGAAAUAUAUUCGCAGGUGGUUCUUCAGGAAUAUUUAUUUGGAGCUCUAUUCAGCUGCUCUAACCAUACAGUCCGGUAUCCGUGGUUUUGCAACUCGCAAUAGGUUUUUACACGAUAGAAGAAAUAAAGCUGCGGUAUUAAUUCAGGCUCGAUGGAGGACAUUCAAAGUUCGUGCUAUUUUCCAUCGCCACCAAGCUUCUAUUAUUGCAAUACAAUGUCGAUGGAGGCAAAAACUUGCAAAAAGGGAACUUCGAAGACUUAAACAGGAGGCUAAUGAAGCUGGAGCAUUGCGUUUAGCUAAAAACAAACUUGAAAAGCAGUUGGAAGAUCUUACAUGGCGGUUGCAUUUGGAGAAAAGAUUGCGGGCUUCCAAUGAAGAGGCCAAGUCAAACGAAAUAUUAAAAUUGCAAAAGAUGCUGCAAUCCUCAAGUCUGGAGUUAGAUGCAGCUAAAUUAGCUGCAAUCAAUGAAUGCAACAAAAAUGCUGUGCUGCAAAACCAAGUGGAAUUGUUGUCGAAGGAGAAGUAUGCUUUUGAAAGAGAAAUGGUAGCGGUAGUUGAAUUAAGAAAAGAAAAUGCUUUCCUCAAGAGUGCUUUGGACGCCAUGGAGAAACGGAACUCAGCUCUGGAAGUUAAGCUUGUUGAGGCACAAAAGGAGGGUAGUCACACUGUUGAAAAGUUGCAGGAUGUUGAACAGAAAUGCUCUAAACUUCAACAGAACGUGAAAAGUCUUGAAGAGAAACUCUCCAUUCUAGAGGACGAAAAUCAUGUAUUGCGACAGAGAGCCUUAACUGCAACUCCAAGGAGCAACCGACCCAAUUUUGCAAGGGCAUUAUCGGAGAAAUCCUCUGGUGUGCUUGUCCCUAAUGCUGAUCGGAAAACUCUAUUUGAGUCACCAACACCGACAAAACUGGUUGCACCUUUUUCACAAGGCCUUUCUGAAUCACGGCGAACAAAAUUAACUGUAGAGAGACACCAGGAAAACUAUGAAGUCCUUUCUAGGUGUAUAAAAGAAAAUUUGGGAUUUAAAGGUGGCAAACCACUCGCUGCUUGCAUUAUCUACAAAUGCCUUCUUAACUGGCAUGCCUUUGAAUCAGAACGAACAGUUAUUUUCGACUAUAUAAUUGAAGGAAUCAAUGACGCCCUCAAGUCUGGGGAUGAGAAUACUACCUUGCCAUAUUGGCUGUCAAAUGCGUCUGCAUUACUAUGCCUCUUGCAAAGAAAUUUGAAGUCAAAUGGUUUUUUGAGCGCAGCUUCUCAGCGUUCCACUGGUUCCACUGGCUUAGCUAGCAGGAUUUCUCAGGGACUAAAAUCACCCUUCAAAUAUAUUGGGUUUGAAGAUGGGAUUUCUCAUCUUGAAGCAAGAUAUCCGGCAAUAUUGUUUAAACAGCAAUUAACUGCUUGUGUGGAGAAGAUUUUUGGCUUGAUCCGUGAUAAUUUAAAGAAGGAAUUAUCUCCAUUGUUGAGCUCAUGUAUUCAGGCACCAAAAGCUGCACGAGUACAUGCUGGGAAGUCUUCUAGAUCGCCUGGUGUUCCUCAGCCAUCUACUAGUAGUCCAUGGGAUAACAUAAUAAAGUUUUUGGAUUCUUUGAUGAGUCGUUUACGUGAGAAUCAUGUACCGUCUUUCUUCAUUCGUAAAUUGAUUACUCAGGUGUUCUCGUUCAUCAACAUUUCACUUUUUAAUAGCCUUCUUCUACGACGUGAAUGUUGCACGUUUUCAAAUGGGGAGUACGUAAAAUCUGGUCUUGCAGAACUAGAGAAGUGGAUUGGCAAUGCAACAGAUGAGUAUUCAGGGACCUCUUGGCACGAGCUAAACUAUAUAAGGCAAGCUGUCGGGUUUCUGGUAAUACACCAGAAGCGAAAGAAAUCUCUAGAAGAGAUAAGACAGGAUCUUUGCCCAGCAUUGACAGUGAGACAAAUUUAUCGCAUUAGUACUAUGUAUUGGGAUGAUAAAUACGGGACUCAGAGUGUGUCAAACGAGGUGGUUGCUCAAAUGAGGGAAAUUCUAAACAAGGACAAUCAGAACUUAACCUCAAAUUCAUUUUUAUUGGAUGAUGAUCUAAGCAUCCCAUUCUCUACCGAAGACAUCGACAUGGCUCUUCCGGCCAUUGAACCUUCAGACAUCGAACCUCCCACUUUCCUGUCUGAAUUUCCCUGUGUGCAGUUUCUGGUUGAGCCGCAAAAGUAGUUAGUUAGCUUACAUCAACACGUUAACAUAGGAUGAGAUCCAACUAAUCGAUUUGAUACUUUCAAGUAGAUCUUUUUCAAUUGGAUAUGAUCUUUCAUUAUAUCAUCAAAAGCCUCGUUGCAUAUGAUUGAAGAUGUUCAAAUCCAUGCAUCCUUCAAAUUUGGGGUCAAGAUUUGUCAAUAGAAAAGCAAAGUAAACUGAUUUUUGACUUUUCUCGAACUUUGUGCAGAUGAAGACUGGUCUCGUUUCUCCAUUUGUUCGAUUAACGUGGCUGGUAGUAUAUAGUACUUAAAGAAAUAGGAAGUAGAAUAGCUGUGCUAGGAAGGUUUCUAUUCAUGUGAAGCUAACUCAUUUCUUUCAAUUUGUAAUUGAUUUCAUGUGGAAUCCAUUCAUUUUGUAUUAUGAUGCUGAGAAUAGCAGUAGCAGUGUAUGUAAAUAUGUAAAUCUAGGACACUCCCAAAAGCUUUAGAAUGGGACAUUGUUAGGAUCUAAUGUUAGCUUGAACAUUUGCUAGAUGUUCAGUCAACAACACGUUUUGCAAAUGUUCCUUGAUUUACUUAGAUUUUAUAUUCUUACUUGCAUUUAUAUAUUUUUUUAAAAGAAAAUUUUGCUCAA